GUUGUUUAGGAAAGAAAUGGGAAGACCAAUGACAAGCUACUGACAAAAAUAUAUACUUUUUUUUGUCCGUUUAUUAAUCGAAGAAAUCAUGCUUUAAGACCCUUCAAACCUUUACAUUUUAUUUUAUAGACUUCUAGACAAAUCUACUUUAUAUAUAAUAUAUACAUUUUAUUCUACCGUUACAACAUGGCAGUCCUCAUUGCUGGAAAGUUUCAGAAUUAAAACAAAUUAAAUCAAAUUUAUUUUGCUAUAUUGAGUGGGUUAUAAUUGUCAAAUGUUUCUUUUUUUUUAAUUACAAAAAAAAAAAAAAAAAAAAAAAAAAGAAAAUGCUGGCUUCCAAAAAAUGAAAACAUUUUUAUGUUCGUUAACAUCACUAAUGUGGAGCGGUUUGGACUCCUGGAUAUUUUAAAUCUUACAACAAAAGAAAAUGUACAUUUAAUAAAUGUAUAAGGACACCGUUUACAAACAAGAAAACAAAUACAAUUAGACAUUUUGUCUGUUCAUGUUGCAGCGAAUAUGGAACUGAGAAACUUGCAUUGAAAUAGUUCAUAUUUUCAUAUGUGCUAUUUCUAGAAGUAGAUUUCUAUUUUCAUAAAAUAUUUCGUAUUCAACUAGUUUAACUUUGCGGCCUGCGUCAUGGCAGGAUCUCCGGGUUCAGGUGGCACCAACCCCCGGAAAUUCAGCGAAAAGAUUGCGCUGCACAACCAGAAACAGGCUGAGGAGACUCGGGCCUUCGAGCAGCUUAUGACAGAUAUCACUCUCUCCAGGGUGCAGUUCCAGAAGGUUCAGCAGCUGCAGCUAACACAGACCCGGGCGCAGUACUAUGGCGGCUCUCUGCCAAAUGUCAAUCAGAUCGGCAACACUAGUGCAGACUUUCAGGGCUCGUUUACACCGGGACUGGACAGCAUGCGCGGCACUCGGCACCACGGGCUGGUAGAGCGUGUCAAUCGGGAUCGCAGCCGACUCAACUCUCCACACAGGCGACUCGCAGACAAGCUCGGCCGCCAGGUCGAGAGCUCUCCGUAUGGAUCUGUGUAUCUGUCUCCACCCCCGGAUAACAGCUGGAGAAGGGAGCAGCCACCCUGGAGCGAAGAGAAACGGCCUGGAUUUAGAUUAUUAUCCCAGCUCAACAGGACAAAUUCCGACUCAGCUCUGCACACGAGCGCCUUGAACCCCAAUCCCCAGGACCCCUUUGUGGGUAUGAACCAGCAGAUGUCGAGAGCGCCCCCUCAGCGCAAUGUCAGCAUUAAUGAAGCUGAGAUCGAUGGGAUGGGAGAUGUGUUCUCGUUCCCCGUCUUGCCAAACGAGGAGAGCCUGAUGGGUGUCAGCAAGCCCCUCCCCAAACAGCUGUGGGAGGCCAAGAAGGUGCAGUCUCUGUCCUCACGCCCCAAAUCAUGUGAAGUACCUGGAAUCAAUAUUUUCCCAUCCCCGGAACAGAAUGCUGGGCUCUCCCAUUUCCAGGGGACGUUGAAUACAGGCGGAUCGCUGCCAGACCUGACCAACCUGCACUUCCCCUCUCCCCUGCCCACACCCCUGGACCCUGAAGAUGGAGGGUACCCCAGCCUGAGUGGGGGGAGCAGCACCGGCAACCUGCCCGCGGCCAUGAUGCACCUGGGCAUCGGAAACUCGCAAGGUCUCUCCUCCUCCCUGAGUAACCCGUCCAUCCAAGCUACCCUCAACAACUCUCAGCUGCACUCAUCGCUCAGCAACCCCUCCAUCCACUCGUCUCUGCGACUGUCCUCUCUGUCCAACCCACAGCAGGGGACCCUCAGCAACACGCCGCGCCGGCGCCACACCCCUGUCAGCCCCCUGACCCUGUCCCCCGGGGCCGAGCAGCGCAGGGGCCUCGGCAAGCAGCUCUCCCCUACUAUGUCCCCGUCACUGUCCCCCAUCACACAGGGUGCUUCCUUGGACACCAGCAGUCUGCCAAUGGAGCCACCCCCUCCCUACCACCUGUACCAGCAGUCUUUGCAACAGCAGCAGCAGCAGCAGCAACAGCAGUCCCACCAGCCAGUACAGCAGAGCUCCCAGCAUUCCUCAGGGCAACAGCGUCAACAGCAGCAGCAGCAGCCAGUGUCUCCCCUCCACAACCUUCAUAUGGAUCUGAACUCUGCCAAUCACAACUCAUUGGGGGCCACCUUCUAUGAUCCCUUCAUGGACACCCAACUCUCGGGCAGACAGUCCAAGUCCCUGUCUUACCAGCAGCUCGACCAGUUCAACAUGUUGGAGAACUCCAUGAGUUCACUGCCGGGGGGAAGCUGCUUUGACCCGGGUUCCAACCUCUGCUACUCCCAGGCGUCGCUGAUGGGGUUGGGUGGGAGCCACGGGAACCUGCAGGAGUCACUGCAGUUACGGCAGAACAUGUUCUUCUCAAACUGCGGGGGAGGCAUCCCCAACAUCAUUCUAACAGACGAGUCGAACCCGAGCCUGUCCAAGGACAUCAGCAGCGCGCUGGCAGGGGUGCCGGAGUGCUUUGACUCGGAGGGGGGGUUCCUGGGCGACGAGCUCCGAAUCGAGCCUCUUAGCCUGGACGGACUAAACAUGCUGAGUGACCCCGACAUGGUCCUGUCUGACCCCUCUGUGGAGGACAGCUUCCGCAGUGACAGACUCUAGGGAGAUGGAGUAGGGGAAGAUGAUGCUUUGUAAUAUGGAUACCACCCCCCACACACAUGCAUCACACACAGGGAAUGGGGGCUUCGGAUCAUGAACCGCCACAGCAGACCUGACUACCGUCCAGACACUUUUUUUUUUUUUUUUUUUUUUUAAGUUUUUAUUAUUUUCCUAUCCCAAUAUCUGCAGAGACAGUGUGAUAUCGAUAGCCUGUGUCCAUUCUAAAACACAGACAACCUGCAAUGUGGAAGGGUUAGCCAUCUUCUAUGUCGACAGCAAAGUUUGUGUGGCCCCUGGUCCUGUUCUGGAACACCAGAGCACAGUUUACAGAUGUUAGCCUUUUAAAAUCUUUAAAAUACCCUGCAUCUUACCAUCACUAUAGUAUCCAUGUACCCCGGAAACCUGUCUGUCAUGUGCAGGAUUAAAACCUGACCAAACCCUUCCCAGGCAUGCCUGUGCCCGACGUGUACAGUUACAGUAAAUUAAAAACAUAUAUAUAAUGGAGUUUCUCCUCGAUCAAACUCCACGAUAACCUGAAAAUCUGGCUGAAUUAAACAAGAAUUAAAUCCAGUGUUUUUAUUUGAAAAAUGUAUUUAGCCUUUUUUUUUUUUUUUUUUUGCACAGUCAUUUGAUGCAGAUAUAUAUAUUUUUUAAUGCAUUAAAAGCAAAAGGGCAAUUGGUUUACACAGAAGAAAUAAAGGAAAAAGAAUGAGGAUCUUAAGAGCUUGGAGAAUCACGUUCUUUUUAAACUAGUUUCUUUCACUAUAGAUGCUAAAUGCUCUGUUCUUGUAAUCUGACACCACCAGCACUGUCAGAGUAACACACCUGUAUUGUGAAAACUGUAUUUUUAUAUAUGUAGAGUUUAACUGAGGAGAUCUGUGGUGGAGUAACCCUGAAAGCGCAUCUAAGCAAGUAUUUUUGGCAAAUGGACAUUUCCAACCCAAUGUGCUAUGGCUUGUAGCAGCACCAAACACUGCAGAGAUUGAACAGCUAAUCAAGAUUGGGUGAGACAUUUGCAACGCAUUCCUUUUGAAGACAGUGCAGCUCUGUGAAAUCUCACAGUUACAACAUGCAGCCACCAGGAGGAGUAAAAAGGGAAGGACAUUGCUUUGAAUAAGUUAUUAUGGCCAAAAUGACCCCCCCCCCCCCCCCCCCGCCUUUAAUUGUUAUUUUUAUAUACCUUUUAUUUUAAGUGGGAAUUUUUAUCUCUUGUUGGUGCAUAUUGUAAUUGUGUUAUUAAAAAAAAAAAAAAAAUCUCUUUCUUUUAAGGGAAUGAGUUUUCCAUGUGAAUUUUUAUUUUUAAAUUUAAAUACAAAAUAUUUUGGUAAGUUAAGGCAGAGAUGUUUUUAAGCGAGGUUCCAGUUUCUGUGUGUUGACUAACUGUAUUGUUGGGGGAGAAAGACUAAUACCUGUGGAACAAGAAUCCAAUGUAUACCUGAAGAAGUGAAUCUGAGACUGAAAACAUUAACAGCUCAUCUGCACAGUGAUAAAGGGAGCAGUGACUAUCAUGAUUGUUUUAUUUUUUAAUGAAAAGCAAUGCAGUCACUAAUCUUGAGUUGGUUUCCAGUAAACUAGUCUAGUUGGAGGAGAGGGGCGGGAGUAGAAUUGUUUCUGGGGGAGAUUUAAAACAGAAUCUCUGUAUCUUUUCUCUGUAAUGUUGCAAAAGUCUUUUUGUUUAUUGUUGUAGUCUUUAAUGAAUAGGUUUGUAUAUUUUGAAUCCCAGUGUGGUUUACUAGCAGUAGAACUGGUCCUAGCUCAGAAUCCCACCAGUUGGUGCUGUGGAGUAGUAAACAAGAAGUCUCAAGGCAAAGAAAACCCAAGUGGGCUAAGCUGAGCUGUAAGCUGCUGAAUCUACGUUUGUUUUUAGGAACAAACCCAUUUACAGCAGAUUGCUGCCCCCAAUAGAAGGCCUGGACCUAGCUAAAGGGCGUUUGACAAACGUGUUGUUUAACAAUUCAGAAGAAAGAGCUAAGAAUGUGAAAGUGAAUCUUUAGAAAUUCUACAUAGAGUACACAAUACAUACAUAAUACAGUAUGUGUAAGUUCUGUAAUGUACUGUUGUGAUUGUAUUAAUUCAAUAAAUUGUCUGUCACAUACUUCACUGGUGGUACUAUAUUAGGUUAAAGAAGGUUAUUUAAGUAGUUACUUCUGAGUUCAUUUCACCUCAGCAGUGCCUUUGGGGUUACACUAGCUGUAUGUAAAGCAGGCCAGUGAUUGGGAGAAGCAGCUGGUUGGUUAAAGACAGAUUGUGAAUUGACGUGCAAGAUGGGUCAAAGUUCUGGAAUUACCUCAAAUAUCACCACUUUACAAAGUCUUUACAAAGUUAGAAAGUGGUAUUAAAACUGUGUCAAUAUCAUUACUGAUUCACUUUCAUUUUUCUAGUUACCUCUUUUUCUGGCCAACCCCCUAGUUUUGUUUUUGGCACAAAUCGGUUCGAUUUUACUAGUCGUCUGCAAAACAAGAGUUUACUUUUCAGGAGGAUAUUUUUGCAGCUCUAAAAUAAAAAUAAAAGCUUGGGCUCAAAGUUUGUUUAAGGUCUACUUACAAACCUCACCCUCUUGUCUACUUACAAACCUCACCCUCUUGUCUACUUACAAACCUCCUUACCAAGCGCCUAGAAUUCAGAGGAGGGCAGUGCAACUGCUAAACAUUUACUCCUUCUAUAUUUGUGACUGUUUAUAACCUGUUUUUUGUAACCAGUAAAUUGAAGUUAUUGUAACACCCCCCCCCCCCUUCUACUGUUGGUCUGGUCUUGACUGUGGGGUGGAGAUUGCUAACACCCCUCCUGUUAGGAGUGGUUUGGUCCUCUCAACUGUUGCCUUACUCUAACAACUUUCUCGCACCUCACAAUCAAAGAUUGUAACAACCCAAAUUAUUUUCUACUUAAUUAUGUCUUUUUAUUAUUAUUAGAAAUACUAAUGUUAUCAAUUUUAUCGUAGAAGGAAUUCAUCUCCUUUUUUUUGUGUCUUGUUACUGCGGUUUUUGUUUAAACAAUGUACAGUUCUAUUUAAAGAGAGGUGUUUCUUGUCCACUAGGGUUAACAUUUAUUUUUUAUUGUAAUAUGGCAUUUUUAAAUCUUUUGGAUAUUAAAAUUUUACUACACAGGAAUGUUUUUGAUCUGUGUGCUAUGCGCAUUUGUUUUUUAGAGCCGGUAUUGUAGAUGAGAAC
This is a messenger RNA of Polyodon spathula (Mississippi paddlefish), 5777 nucleotides long. Its product is annotated as CREB-regulated transcription coactivator 3-like. The transcript has 15 exons. Gene Ontology annotation, cellular component: nucleus; cytoplasm. Gene Ontology annotation, molecular function: cAMP response element binding protein binding. The coding region runs from base 637 to 2613 and encodes 658 amino acids. The record is from RefSeq and is a predicted model, not a curated record. Gene Ontology annotation, biological process: positive regulation of transcription by RNA polymerase II; protein homotetramerization. Lineage: Eukaryota; Metazoa; Chordata; Actinopteri; Acipenseriformes; Polyodontidae.